Paramuricea clavata is the source of this 404-nucleotide messenger RNA. NCBI's taxonomy places the organism in Eukaryota, Metazoa, Cnidaria, Anthozoa, Malacalcyonacea, Plexauridae. The record is from the annotation of a GenBank genome assembly.
AUGAUUGACAGCGGAUCAAACAUAAGUUUGAUGUCGAAAGCUACAGUGAAACGACUCGGUUUAGAAGGUCCAGAACUUCACAUGACUAUGAACUUAGCCGGAGGUAAACAAAAAUCCGAAACGUCACAACAAAUCGAGAUAUCCCUAGCACCAAUUAACGACGACCAAAUAAUAAAAACUGUGCAUGUCCUUACCGUACAGAAACCCUGUAGUGCUGCAAAGUGGAUAUCAAAAGCUGCGGUAAAAAAUUAUCCUCACCUAGAGAGUAUUGUUGAUAAAUUACACCUUAAUGGUGGAUCGAUUGAUUUACUAAUUGGUACAGAUUUUCCUGCAGCCUUUGUUGACAUUCAUAUUAAACAAAGUGAGCUUGGAGGACCAAUCGCCAAACGAAAUUGCUUCGGUUG